Messenger RNA from Tachysurus vachellii, 871 nucleotides. RefSeq names its product eukaryotic translation initiation factor 4E family member 1B (gene eif4e1b). The record is from RefSeq and is a predicted model, not a curated record. Gene Ontology annotation, cellular component: eukaryotic translation initiation factor 4F complex; cytoplasm. NCBI's taxonomy places the organism in Eukaryota, Metazoa, Chordata, Actinopteri, Siluriformes, Bagridae. The transcript has 7 exons. Gene Ontology annotation, biological process: translational initiation. The coding region runs from base 69 to 716 and encodes 215 amino acids. Gene Ontology annotation, molecular function: translation initiation factor activity; RNA 7-methylguanosine cap binding.
CGAGCGCCUAAAUGGAGGCGAAUGGCGGGCUUUUGCAGGUGUGCGCGCGCCACGCUGUGUGAUUCAACAUGGCGACUUGUGCUGUUCACUUGAUUGACAAACGUCCCAGAAAAGUGAUCGAGCCCAGAGAGAUUUCUGUGGUAGUUGUGAGGACAGAACUGCAUGUAAAGCAUCCGUUACAAAACCGGUGGGCCUUGUGGUUCUACAAGAACGAUAAAAGCAAAAUGUGGCAAGAUAAUUUGAGACUCAUCACCAAGUUUGAUACCGUUGAGGAUUUCUGGGGGUUGUACCAUAACAUUCAGACGGCUAGCAAACUCUCGUCAGGAUGCGACUACGCAGUGUUCAAGGAUGGAAUUGAGCCCAUGUGGGAGGACAGGAGCAAUAAAUGUGGCGGCCGAUGGCUCAUUACACUCUCUAAACAGCAGAGACACUCGGAGCUCGACCGCUUUUGGCUGGAGACGCUGUUGUGUCUCAUCGGUGAGGGUUUUGGUCCCUUCAGUAGAGACGUCUGUGGAGCCGUCAUUAACGUUCGCGCCAAAGGAGACAAAAUCGCCAUCUGGACCACGAACACCGAGAACGCCGAGGCUGUAACGUACAUCGGCCGGAAGUAUAAAGAGUGUCUCGGGCUUCCGGCGAAGCUCGUGAUUGGAUACCAGGCCCACGCUGACACGGCAACCAAGAGCAACUCCAUCACCAAGAACAAGUUUAUUGUCUGAACAGAAACCUCGCUGUAUGUGGUUCUCACACUGAGCACUGACUUUCUCACAGUUUAUUUUCUUUUGAAUGCAUUCGGUCUAUGAAGUUUGUAAGUCGUGUGUGUUUGUUUUGUAUUUUUGAGCAUGUCGUCAUUUCUGUUUGACUUUCGUUGCCC